ACGAGGUGAGGAGAUUGGGGGUAGAGAGACGAGGUGAGGAGAGCGGGGGUAGAGAGACGAGGUGAGAGGGAGGUGAAUAUAUUGGGGGAUACGUUACAGAGGUGACGAGGUCGGGGUUAGCAAGGGGAGGUGAAGAGGAGAACGGGGUUAGAUAGACGAGGUGAAGAGCGCUGGCAUAGACGAGGUGAGGAGAUCGGAGUUGGAAAGACGAGACGAGGAGGUGAGGAAAACGGGGUUCUAAAGACGAGGUGACGAGGAGAACGGAGGGUGAGGAAGAGGAGAACGGAGGGCGAGGAAGAGAACGGAGACUAGGAGGUUGACGAGGUGAGGACGGGGUUAGGUGGACGAGGUCUGGAGGGAACGCUAGAUUGGGUCGGGAGGAAGAGGACAGGGUAGGAGGAGGAGGAGGAUGAGGGAGAGGUGGACAGGGUGAGGAAGAGAAAUACUAAUUUGGAGAACAGCGUGAGGCAGUAGAUAACGGGGUCCAGAGGACAACGCGAAGAGGUGGAUGGAGAGGUGAGGAGGACGAGGUGAGGACGGGUAUUUGAGACGGUGGGCUGCUGUAAAGAGAAGGGCAGGGUUAGGAGAAGGAAGAGGUGGAUGAGGUGAGCAGGACAACAGAACCUGCACUAGGUCGGGGUGUGGAAGAGCAGGGGGAGGUGAAUAACUAAGUCUGGUGGAGGAGGAGGACCAAGAAGACGAGGUUUGAGGAACGGCGUGAGGAGGGGAAACGAGGUGAGAAGGAAUUGGAGGAGAAAGUGGACGGGGUUAGGGGUAGGAGGGCGGGGUCUGCAGGAGGGAGGAGCACCUCCGGAUGAGCACGGUUGGCUACGCACGGUGCGAAAUACAUCGUUUGGAGGGCGAAUUUGAAGUAGUCGGUUGCGCUGGAGGACGACAGGGUCGGGAAGGAAAGAAGAAAAGACCGGAGGGAAAGGUUUGGGAGAAUACUGGGUCUGGAGGAGGAAAACAGAAGGAGAAGAAAUAGGACACGAGCCAGAGGACGGUGCUGAACGGAGCGCAGCGUGAGUGGAGGACCGGGAGGGCCAUCGCAGGAGGCAUCAUCCACCUUCCCCCUCAGCCAUGGUGGACGUUCUCAGCCCUUCCACCACGCGCAAGCCGAGCAGCGUCUCCAGCCACUUCCCUGGGGUCUCCAAUGGCCCUGGUGAUGCUUACUGCCGUCCCGCUGCAGCCCGACCCCAGGAGAAGGCUGAAGAUGCAGUGGAGGAUAACGAGGAGGAGGCGGCUCCGAGGGGACCAGGGGGGCCGAGGUUUUCGGGGCCCCGCUCGGGCUCCAUGGAGUCGGGCUCCAUGGAGUCGGGCUCUUCCCCGCUGCUGCACAUCGACCUCUACAACUUCGAUUCCCCCCGCGCCGAGGGGUCGCGCUACGUGCUCACGAGUCCGCGCUCGCUCGAGUCGUGCGCGCGCUGCGGGAUACGGCCCGUCGAGCUGCUGUCACGGCCGCUCGCCGACUUUGCGGCACCCGGCACCGGUGACCGGGAAUCCAACUCGACCACGAACCUCGGUGGCCUCGGCCGCGACAGCGAGGAGGCGCGUGCAGCGCACGCCGCGUUCGAGCGGGAGAGGAGGCGUAAACUGCGCCGCUGCCGUGAUGAGAGGGAGCGGAUUCUGCUGGAGGAACGCGAAAAGCGUAGGGAAGCGCAACAGCAUAAUCAUCAGCAGAAGCGAGGAGGGAGCGUGGACCCCUUGCCAUCCAAGCUGGCGGGCACCGGGCUGCGACCCUUGGGGAUUCCUCACCAGAGCCGUUCCCUGGAGACGGUGCGCGCUUCGCUGCCCCUGCCCGGUCAUCGGACCCCGGUCGCGCUCAGCGAUGGCUGCAGCCUGGAUGAUAGCAGCGGGAGCCACGACACGGUGAGCGACCCCCUGGGAAAGACGCGGCCCCGGCAACGCCCGCAGCUGCUGGGCGCCGCUUCCCGGCCGCCGCUCCCACGCCGGGCCCACGAUGAUCUUCCGUGCCCCGGAGGCCGCACCUCGGGCCCACGCUGCACAUUUACGGGCAAGAGCCUGAGCCUGGGGGACCUGAGCCAGGACCCUGGCACCGCCGCGCAGCUGCAGCAGCUCACGCGUGCGGCGGGAGCUGCGGGAGCCGGCGCCGGGACGGGCCCCAGGAAGCGGGCACGGGCGGCCGAGCGUGGCCUGGAGCUGCCGAGCCGGGACCUGAAGAUCGCGGCUCUGAUGUUGGCACGGCACCGUGAGGAGACGCUCACGGCCGAGCAACGGCGCGACGCGCACCUGCGCUGGGCGGACGCGCGGCGCGCGGAGGAGGAGCGCCGCGCGCUGGACGAGCGCGAGCGCGGCCGCGCCCUGGCGCAGCGCUUGCGGGAACGGGAGCCUCCGCCGUUGGAGCCGCCGCCGCCCCCCCGAGGCGGCGCCGCGGCUGACGCCGCCGCGGCGGCGGCGGGCGGGCAGGACCAGGGGCGCCAGCAGCAGAAUCUGCACGAGCGUCUGUCGCUGGCCGAGCGCAAGCGGCUGGAGGCCAAGGAGCGGCGGCGCGGCGAGAGGCGGCUUUCCAACGAGCGGGAGCGCGAGCGGCACCUACGCACGCAGCGGGAGCUCGCGCGGGAGGAGGACGCGGGCGAGGCUCGGCUGCGCGAGGCGCUCGACGCGAGGCUGCGCGCGUCGCAGCGGCGGCGCGACGAGGAGGAGACGCGGCGCCUGCGGGAGCUGCAGCUGCGGGCCGAGCGGGACGGGCAGCGGCUGCGGCGGGCGCGCGCCGCGGCCGAGCGCCUCGACGAGGACAUGCGCUCCCGGCGGGAGGCCCUGGCCGCCGAGGCCGAGCGGCGGCUGCGGCAGGCGGCGCUGGCGGCCGGGGAGGGCGCCCAGCGGCGCGCCGAGAGGGCGGCGCGGGAACGGGCGGAGAAGGAGCGGGCGCACGGAGAGGCGGCGAGACGCGCCGUGCUCGAGGAGGAGAACCGCCGGCGGGAGAGGCUGGCGCGCCUCCGCGAGAAGGAGGAGAGGGGAGAGCGGGCGGCGCGGCGGCGAGACGCCAGGCUGGAGGAGUCGCGCUCCGUGGCGAGGGCCUCAUUCGAGGUGCGGGAGAAAGUGCGGGAGGCGACGCAGACACGGUCCUUUGACAAGAUGGUGCGGGAGGCUGAGCUCCAGCUGCGCCUGCUCUAGGUGGCGUGGGGUUAGGGCUGAGGGUCGUCGUGUUGGUCAGUUACUUCGUCCUUGCUGGACGAUUUGUGAUCGGUCGGUGUUGGGCCAAUGAUUGCCCUCGGCGUCACUAUAUUGUGUGGAUCAUUGGUUCAUUCUGUUAUUCAUGCAGUAUGCGUCCUAUGGUGGACAUGCAUUCAGUUGUGCCCCAUUGGACAUGUUGCAUCGGGGUUAAGUUUUGGACACUGAUAGUACAACACUGACUUAUUGACUAACGUUGGCUCAAUGCAAUGUUUAUAUACUGUUAAUAAUACUAAUCAUUUGAUAAUGCAGUCCAUUGUCUAACCAGAUGUGUGAAAUCCGGUUGACUCGACAAACCUUUUUUUUACCUGGGGAAAAAACAAUGUGUUACAAAAUAACACAUACCUGUCAACCAUACGGUUUACCCGUAUUCGUUUCAAUACCGGAAAUGUCUAUUUGUUUGUGUUUCUCCCUUGUGAUUGGACUUUGUAGGAUGAACGUUGAGAUUUAUAAGGGCAUGAGGUGACCAAUCAGGUCUGAAUUGGUCUGUAAUAAGGUCGGCACUGAUGAGGGGUCGACAGGUUUGAAUUAACAAGGCAUAGGUCCAAAUGGAAUAUGAAUAUACAAUAUAUGUGAUAACAACCAUUAACAGGUGACAAUUAUAUAGCACGUUAAUGUCUCAGUAUUUAAAAAGGCAACAAAAUGUAAACAUUAAGAAAAGCACUUGAU
Petromyzon marinus (sea lamprey) is the source of this 3861-nucleotide messenger RNA. It is a transcript of the gene CCDC177, whose product is annotated as coiled-coil domain containing 177. The record is from RefSeq and is a predicted model, not a curated record. Lineage: Eukaryota; Metazoa; Chordata; Hyperoartia; Petromyzontiformes; Petromyzontidae.